AUGUCGCUCGCUCAGGCGUUCGCGCUCAAGGUCGAUCCGUCUGCGCCUUCGAAGGCAGAAGAGUUCCGUCAGGACCUCAACGUACGGCUAACUUGUCCAGACUGCGGCGACACGGGUCAAGUCAUCGAGGAGUUCAGCUCAGGGGACCUCGUCUGCGGGAACUGCGGUCUGGUGUUGGGAGACAAGGUUGUGGACACGCGGUCAGAAUGGCGAACGUUCGCCGACUCUGACGGCGACGACCCUUCGCGUGUCGGUGGUCCCGCCGACCCGCUCCUCGACAGCACCGAUCAGCUCAGCACCGUCAUCUCGUUCAAAGACAACAAUACGGGAGUCGCGCGAGCACUGCAGAUGGCCGCAAGCCGGGUAGCGAAAGAUGCGCAGGGCGGAAGCGGGCGAGACUUGCAGGGGGCGUUUCGCGAGAUUGCGACCAUGUGCGAGGCGAUCAGCUUGCCCAAGGCCAUCAUCGACACGAGCAAGAUGCUAUUCAAGCGCGUGGACGAGGAGAAGGCGCUGCGAGGGAAGAGCGAAGCGGCCAUCAUUGCGGCGUGCAUCUUUAUCGCUUGCCGGCAAGGACGGGUACCACGGACUUUCAAGGAGAUCGUCGCGCUGACGAACGUCUCGAAGAAGGAGAUUGCCGGCGCUUUCAAGCAGAUCGACAAGCUCUUCGACACCUCUUCUCCUCACGGCGCCUCCUCGACCGACCUCGACUCGCUCAUCUCCCGAAUCUGCAACCACCUCGCCCUCCCCGUUCCCCUUCAACGAGCCUGCUCGCUCUGCGGUCAAAAGACGGUCGACGACGGCGUCCUUGCUGGACGCAACCCGAUCACGAUCGCGAGCUCGUGUAUCUUGUUCGUCUCGACGCUGUGGGGGAGGAGGGUUGACCCUAAGGAGAUUGCGAAGGUGGGAGGAGUGCAGGACUCGACGAUUCGGACGGGUUACAGGCUACUGUUGACGGUCAAGGAGCGCCUUGUCGAUUCGCGAUGGUUCGAUGCCUCUCGACCAGCAGAUCAGCGAGCCGACUGGGCGAACAUCACCAGUCGCUCCUCGUCCAGCGCGGCGGUUUCUGCGGUAGGUGAGGACGACGACUACGCUUGA
This is a messenger RNA of Rhodotorula toruloides NP11, 1095 nucleotides long. Its product is annotated as transcription initiation factor TFIIB. Bases 1 to 1095 code for a protein of 364 amino acids. Gene Ontology annotation, cellular component: transcription preinitiation complex; nucleus. Gene Ontology annotation, molecular function: RNA polymerase II general transcription initiation factor activity; TBP-class protein binding. Gene Ontology annotation, biological process: transcription initiation at RNA polymerase II promoter; transcription preinitiation complex assembly. Lineage: Eukaryota; Fungi; Basidiomycota; Microbotryomycetes; Sporidiobolales; Sporidiobolaceae. The record is from RefSeq and is a predicted model, not a curated record. The transcript has 5 exons.